AUGAAGAGAAAAGGAAUAGAAGGAACUACACUGGUCAGAACAAAAAGAGACGCGCAGGCGCAGAACACGGAGGACUCCGCCGCUGUGUUACCGUUUAUUACAGCUCACAGUUUCUCUAAUACAGCCGGUGUCUUCCCGAAGGCCCUGCAAACCCCUCGCACCCGCACCAACCGAGACUUGCCGCCAUCUCGGCCCCGGCCCCGCGGCCCCGUGCGGCCGCCACGGCACGUCGCAGCCUUGAGCGAGGCAGCUCGCGGGCCGCCGUCUUCCCAGGCCCUCCGUCCCACAGAGCCUCCCUUCGGAGGCUGCCUUGCUUCCUCCUCACCGCCCGCUCGGUCUCACGGCCUCGCCAGCACCCGAGGCCCGUCUCGAUCGCGCACCUGCAGCUCAAUUCGCGCCACUUCCGGUCUCACCGGAGAAUUCCCACAUCCAGCCGGAAAUGGGCUGGAGCGGACCUCUACGCAGGCGCGUAGCCAAAGGCGGCGACGCGGGACGCGCAGGAGCGAGGCCCUGGGGGGCGGGGUCAGCAGCGCCGACACUGUUUACGUUGUUGCCAUGGGAGCGGAGCAGCGGCUUUGGGUGCUUGAUGGUUUUUCAGGCCUUGCACCACAGAAGCUGGAGAAUCUUCUGGUGUCCUUGAGCCACACCGAUGGCCAGGUAAACGCGGGCCGCCCCGCAGCGUCCGGCCUUGACACCCCUCGUUUAAACCCCAACGAGUCCACAGGGAGAGUUGGGGCUCUCCAGAAGGCUCCCCGGCUUCGGAUAGGGGCUGCAGCGUGCGCCGUGCGCGCUCCGGGGGGGCCUCGACGUGGCGGGCCGCGGCUCACAGGGGGUCACAGGGCGCGCACUGCACCUCGGCCUCCUGCGGCCCAGCAACCCCGGACUCUCACCUCGGCCUCGUUCUCCCAUUUCCCCAUCCGCCCGUCCGCAGGACCCCGGGCCCCCUCAAUCCCUCCCCAGGACCGCGUCCCCUCGCCCCCCAGCCCCAGGACCCCGGCCCCCCUCGAUCCCUCCCCAGGAUGGUGCCCAAGGCGUCUCCAGCCCCGCAGAGAUCACGUGCAGGACUUCUUGGGGACACAGCCCCUAGACCCGGUCUCCCCAGCUGUGGGCUGCGGCCAAGCGAGGGCACCGACUCUUCGGGGGCGGCCCGGGUCGCACUCGGCGGUCGCCGGGCCUGGGGGCCAUUUGGCCCGGUGUCCAAGUCCCGGCCCCGACCCGACCCCGGACUGUUUUAAGAUUUUGAUGUUCAACUUGAUCGUUUAUUCGAAAUUACCUCCAAAGAUGGUUUUAAAAAACACCCUGGUGUCCAAAUUCCCACUAAAAUUGGGAUCAUCUAAGAUGAAACCUAGACAGACAUCUAGUCCGACUAAGAGCUCUCAAGAAGCAGAAGUGUCAGAGCAUUCCACAGGUAUAACCCAUCUUCCUCCUGAGGUAAUGCUGUCAAUUUUCAGUUACCUCAACCCUCAAGAAUUAUGUCGAUGUAGUCAAGUCAGCACUAAAUGGUCUCAGCUGGCAAAAACUGGAUCACUGUGGAAACAUCUUUAUCCUGUUCAUUGGGCCAGAGGUGACUGGUAUUGUGGUCCUGCCACUGAGCUUGAUACUGAGCCUGAUGAGGAGUGGGUGAAGAAUAGGAAAGAUGAAAGUCGUGCAUUUCAGGAGUGGGAUGAAGAUGCCGACAUAGAUGAAUCUGAAGAGUCUGCAGAAGAGGAGUCCAUUGCUAUUAGCAUUGCACAGAUGGAAAAACGUUUACUCCAUGGCUUAAUUCAUAAUAUUCUACCGCAUGUUGGUACUUCUGUAAAAACAUUAGUGUUAGCAUACAGCUCCGCAGUUUCCAGCAAAAUGGUUAGACAGAUUUUAGAGCUUUGUCCUAACCUGGAGCAUCUGGAUCUUACCCAAACUGACAUCUCAGAUUCUGCAUUUGACAGUUGGUCUUGGCUUGGUUGCUGCCAGAGUCUUCGGCAUCUUGAUCUGUCUGGAUGUGAGAAAAUCACAGAUGUGGCUCUGGAGAAAAUUUCCAGAGCACUUGGCAUCCUGACCUCUCAGAGUGACUUUCUGAAAACCUCUGCAAAUACAAUUGCUUCAACUACAUGGAAAAAUAAAGACAUUACCAUGCAGUCUACCAAGCAAUAUGCCCGUUUGUGUGAUUUAACUAACAAGGACAUUGGAGAAGAAAUAGAUAAUGAACAUGCCUGGACUAAACCUGUUUCUUCUGAAAGUUUCACUUCUCCUUACGUGUGGAUGUUAGAUGCUGAAGAUUUGGCUGACAUUGAAGAUACUGUAGAAUGGAGACACCGCAGUGUUGAAAGUCUCCGUGUAAUGGAAACAACAUCCAGCUUUGCUUGUUCCUCAGCUGGUUGUUACAGGAAGGAUAUUGUUGGUCUAAGGACGAGUGUCUGUUGGCAACAGCAUUGUGCUGCUCCGGCUCUUGCUUACUGCGGUCAUUCAUUCUGUUGCACAGGAACAGCUCUAAGAACUAUGGCAGCACUCCCAGGGUCUUCCGCAGUGUGUGGAAAAGCAUUAAGGACUACGUUGCCUAGGGAAAAUGACUUACUUUAUUUUGGGAGUGACAAAUGUGAUCAAGUGACUGGACGAGUACUUUUGUUUCUCAGUCUGUCUGGAUGUUAUCAGAUCACAGACCAUGGUCUCAGGGUUUUGACUCUGGGAGGAGGGCUGCCAUAUUUGGAGCACCUUAAUCUCUCUGGUUGUCUUACUGUAACUGGUGCAGGCCUGCAGGAUUUGGUUUCAGCAUGCCCUUCCCUAAAUGAUGAAUACUUUUACUACUGUGACAACAUUAACGGUCCUCAUGCUGAUACCGCCAGUGGAUGCCAGAAUUUGCAGUGUGGUUUUCGGGCCUGCUGCCGCUCUGGCGAAUGACCCUUGACUUCUGACCUUUGUCUACUUCAUUUAGCAGAGCAGGCUUCCUUUCAUGCACUUUACUUACAGGACAUUUCUUAUCAUCCCCGUUGGAGUGUGUCUUGUUUUGGCCCCAUUUCUUACAACCUCAGAAAUCUUAAUUUACCAGUAAAUUGUACAGUGUUGUUUUUCUCACAGAUACAUUUUUGUUUUAGAAAGGGAAUUAGGUCUUUUCAUCAGGGUGUGAACAGUCUUGCUAGAUUACUUUUAAUGAUAUGCUUUGAAACUAAUGUCACUAUUGCCAUGCCUUUCAGAUUAUUCUGAGUUUUAGUCAGUGGGGCUACUGGUUCUCUGUGUAGACACUACUAAGCUUUGCAGGUGUUUGCAGGCAUAGAUUUAUAAAGUUUGAUUUUCAGGGUUACACAUUUUGGAAACUAAUCUCUUCUCUCUAACAUUUUGUUUAUUUGAACAAAUUCUCAGAGGGCCAAUUCAAACAUACCUACAGUCCUUUAAGAAUAAAUUGGCUUCUUUAGUGUUAGCUCAGUGAGCUAGCAGAGCACUAGUCCAUUUGUAUUUGCUUUCUUCCAAGACCCUUGGUUUCCACUACAUUGGUUUCCCUAAAUUGUCAAAUUUGGGAGGGAUUUUUAAGAAUUCCACAAUCAUUUGGAGAAAUGUAUAAAUAAAAUCUACUUUGAGGACUUUAACA
Dipodomys ordii (Ord's kangaroo rat) is the source of this 3559-nucleotide messenger RNA. It is a transcript of the gene Fbxl5, whose product is annotated as F-box and leucine-rich repeat protein 5. Gene Ontology annotation, molecular function: protein binding. NCBI's taxonomy places the organism in Eukaryota, Metazoa, Chordata, Mammalia, Rodentia, Heteromyidae. The transcript has 12 exons. Gene Ontology annotation, biological process: protein polyubiquitination; SCF-dependent proteasomal ubiquitin-dependent protein catabolic process. Bases 1 to 2874 code for a protein of 957 amino acids. Gene Ontology annotation, cellular component: SCF ubiquitin ligase complex. The record is from RefSeq and is a predicted model, not a curated record.